Drosophila miranda is the source of this 2162-nucleotide messenger RNA. RefSeq names its product glucose-6-phosphate exchanger SLC37A2-like. The coding region runs from base 443 to 1453 and encodes 336 amino acids. Lineage: Eukaryota; Metazoa; Arthropoda; Insecta; Diptera; Drosophilidae. The record is from RefSeq and is a predicted model, not a curated record. The transcript has 7 exons. Gene Ontology annotation, molecular function: transmembrane transporter activity. Gene Ontology annotation, biological process: transmembrane transport.
ACCAAACACUAAUUGACCUCAUCGACGAAAUUGAUGUAAAGCUAUAAACAGUACUCCAACAUCUUCUAUUCUUUGACUUGGCAAUUUCCACCUUCAAAAGGCGGGCGGCCAAAUAAUCCCACGCUACUCACGGGUAGCUUGGUAACUUAAACCCUAAAAAAUAAAAAAAAAUAAAAUAAUGUUUGUUCAACGGUAGCAUUUUGUAACGAAGACAUCACGUCGCUCUGUUCGCUGGACGUGUGCAGCUGCUUCUCCACACAACGCCUGUGCCAGUCGAUGUGACCAAAACUGGGAGGCGGACGAACGCGUAAAAUGAGCAACAACGACAUACCCUUCGGCAUACGGAUAGUGCAGAAAUUGUCGCGACAAUGCUGCCCCCGCCUGCACGCCCGCCGAGAUCUGCUCUACAAGGUAUCAAUUUUUGUGCUGACUUUUCUUGCCUAUGUCUGCUAUCACAUGUGCCGAAAGCCGAUUUCGGUGGUCAAAUCGGUUCUCCAGGGAAACUGUUCCUCUGCGCUGGCAGCCCAGCUGCACGAAGGCCAGGACUGUGGCUAUGCUCCUUUUGAUGGACCCGAUGCCACCAAACUUCGGCAUGCUGGACUCGGCGUUUCUCUUCACUUAUGCCAUUGCCAUGUUUGCGUCUGGUUUUGUGGCGGAGCGCGUUUCCCUGCGCUACGUUCUGUCAAUGGGAAUGAUCCUCACUGGCAUCUUCACGUACAUGUUUGGCAUUGCCCGCACCUCCAAUAUACACAGUCUCUGGUACUUUAUCCUUAUCCAGAUCUGUGCCGGCAUAUUCCAGACCACGGGAUGGCCAGGCGUGGUCACGCUGGUGGGUCGCUGGUUUGGCAAAUCAAAUCGCGGCCUCAUAUUUGGCAUCUGGAACAGUCACACGUCCAUUGGCAACAUAUUGGGCACCUUAAGAGCGGUUGGUUUUCUACUCUUCCUGUUCCUGGUGGAUCAGCCGGAGAUUGUGGGAUGCUAUCCGGACAGCGUGCCGCACGAGCGUCGCGUUACCAACGACUCGGACGAGGAGCAAGUGCGCCACAACGAUGCCGAAAUCAGCUACAGAUCGACGCCAACGGAACGCACACCAAUCUUGGCUCGUUCCCAGUCGCAGAACCAUCAGAGGGAGCACGGAGCUGGUCGUCCCAUCAGCCUCAUCGAUGCUCUAUAUAUACCCGGCGUUGCGGAGUUCUCGUUAUGUUUGUUCUUCACCAAGCUGGUCAGCUAUACAUUCAUGUACUGGCUGCCCUUGUACAUACAGUCUUCCAGCACAUUGGGUCCCACUCUGUCCGCUGAUCUGUCUACGCUCUUUGAUGUGGGUGGCAUUUUCGGGGCCAUAGCUGCGGGCUACUUAUCCGAUCUGACUGGAAUGUCGGCCACCAUCUGCAUGGGCAUUAGCGGGGCCAGGACAGCUCCUUGGAGGGCAAUGCCAACGCUCUGGCCACUGUGACGGCCAUCAUCGAUGGCACUGGCUCGAUUGGUGCAGCUGUGGGGCCCCUGCUAGCCGGCCUGAUCUCCACCACUGGCUGGCAAAAUGUCUUUUACAUGCUCAUCAUAGCCGACAUCCUUGCCAUGUUGCUGAGUCGAGUGGUCGUCAAAGAGUUCGCCUCGCUGCGGAGAUCACCGAGAUCACCGGCGGACCUCGAGGCGAUUGAUGUAGUCUGACCUUAUUAAUAAGAUAUUUUGAUAACCGUUUUGUGUACAUCGUGCAUUGUAUAGCAUUCAUAAAGAAGUGUAUUGUUUCCAUUCGAGAGCGUACGAGUAUCAGAGCCGAUCUGAUUCUAGUUUUAUCCUACCCAUUAUACUAGUACAUGUCGUAUAUCAGUAAUGUUAUUUUAAAUGUUUUCGUUCAACAGGCCGGAAUGUUAACCAUUAUCCUAAGCCAUCUUUCAAGUUUACACUUUUGAUAUAUUGCGUACAAAUACUAUAUACUACAUAUACGAUUUAUAUAUUUAUAAAUAUACUACAUAUACAUAUUUAUAUAUUUUGUAAUCUUGUGUGUGCGUGUGUCAGAGUCUCUUCGUUUUAAGUGCCGAACUAUCAUUAGUAAUAGCGUAAUUAUACUGCUAUGUAAAUACAGUUUAUCCGUACACUUUUCGUACAUCAAUAAAACCGGAAGGACCGUCCGCCCCUCACGGCAGUCCAAUUUCUGAGCGCUA